UUCGAGCUACAGUUGCUCUUCAACGCUAACAAAAUCAGUGUUUACCGCAAGAUGCGACUGCUAUUUUUGCUACUCUGCUGCACCGUAGCUUUUAGCUGCUGCAAAGCUGUUGAAAAAAAGGAAACCAACGACGUAUAUUAUUCAUUAUGGGAGACACAGAAAUUUUUACUCGAAAUCGUGUGGCAUGUACAGGAGCCAGUGGCACUGCCUGAGUGCCAGGAUGUUGAAUUUGUCAAUGAUGCCGCGCAAUAUACGAAAUUCGACAGUGACAUGCAACGCUUUGUUCAGGAUGUGCAACACCAACGCUUACUGCCACGGAAUGACUUCUUCAGCGCGGUUGUGCGCACGCAUCACAAGCAAGUGUUGGGCUUAUACAAAUUACUGGCAUACGCCAUAGACUGGACCCUUUUCAAGCAGAAUGUAUGCUGGGCCCGUACGCACAUCAAUCCUGGCAUGUUCGUUUAUGCACUCAACUUGGCGAUAAGACGUCGUAAAGAUUGCGAAAUGUUUGAGUUGCCACCAAUCUACGAAAUAUUUCCGCAACAUUUCUUCAAUAGUGAAGUGAUACACAGGGCUAUGACUGUCAGUAAACAGAAAAUGGAAAUGGCACAAAAGCAAACGCAUGCGAAUAACGGUACGGUAAGCGAAAGAAGCUUACACGAUUGGCAAACCUGGCAGUGGUGGAAGUUAAUGGGCUUAAGCGAUCAGCAUUGGUAUCUCGAUACAGAAGGCAGCGUUGCAAAGCGCGACGGUCUCACGAAAUAUUGGACACCUGUGGAUUAUACACGCGAUGUGUAUAUUUUGAAUGAUGAAACACGUUUAUCAUACUUGCUAGAAGAUGUGGACUGGAAUGCAAAUUGGUAUGAAUUCAAUCUCAACUAUCCGCCAUUUCUCGAGGACGAGGAAUUAGGCGUGCAUCAUCACAAACGCAGCGCUGAACGCUGGAUCUACGAAGUGCGCACGAUAAUGACACGCUAUAACUUGGAACGCCUAUCGCAGGGCAUGAAGCCCAUCGCGGAUAUGAAACUGUCACAAACCAUAGCCACGGGUUAUAAUCCACAACUUGUCAGCUGGAAUGGUCAGACUUUCUGGCAACGCUAUAAUAAUUACGAAUAUGCUGAUUAUGGGUUUCCGGCAACGAUCGAUGAGAUUUUUAAAGUCACAAAUGGAAUAUAUGAAUUAGCCGAUACUGGCGUAUAUCGGUGGGAAAAUGGCACAUUGCAUGAUUUGCAUCAGCUUGAGGCGCAACAAGAUUUCUUUAAUAUUUUACAUGGUAAUGUGAAUGCUUUGACGCCGUACAACCAACAAACCUAUUGGUUCUACUCCUUCAUGUAUCUUGCGCAAAUAGAGUAUGAGCAAUUCUAUAAAGUGGGUCCACAUGUUUUGGCGAAUUUCGAGACGGCGUUACGUGAUCCGCUCUUUUACUCGCUAAUGCAACACAAAGUUUUGGAUAUGUGGAAUCGCUAUAUGCGUAAUUUGCCUGCAUACACGCGACAGGACUUGCUAGCUGUUGGUAUUGAGGUGAAGUCGGCUGCGAUUUCACCGCUGAAGACUUAUUUCGAUUACGCUGAUAUUGAUUUGAGCAAUUUGUUGUUGGACAAAGUCAGUCCAUUUGAUAAUCGUAAAGGUAUUUAUGCGCGUCAGCAGCGGUUCCAACACAAGCCUUUCAAUUACACGUUGCAUAUACAAGCGGAUGGUCCAGCUACAGUCAGAAUACAAACCUUUUUAGCACCAAAAUACGACGAACACGGCGCGCUGCUGUCGCUCUCGAAGAAUCGCGAAAAUUUCCUAGAAAUCAACCGUGUCAUUGCGAAAAUAAAAGCUGGUCUAAACAUUGUCGAGCUGAUUUCGUUUGACUAUUUUGUGUCUACUAAACGCAUGACCUACAGCGAAAUGUGUGAUAUUGUCGACGCAGCGAUGUCCGAGCGUUUAGAGAUUCCAAAGAGUAUGAGACAAACAUCAGAACGUUUCAAUUUACCAAGAGGUAACAAGCAAGGCUUUCCAGUACAGUUGGUCUUUGUUGUUAGAUCGGCUGACGAAGAACAGGCUUACGGUUUUCCUUUUGAUCGGCAAAUCGAGCACGAAUAUGCUUUUCACGUGCCUAAUGUGUUUUUCAUGGAUACUAUGAUCUAUCAUGUGGAUCAUAAUGAAAAUAUUGAAGAAUAUGUUAAGGGCUACGCGAACUUUGGCCAAUUCGAUGAAAACUACUGGAAGAUUAAGUGAUUUAUUUGAGUCUUUAUAAUACUGCAAUGAUAUAACACUACAAUAAAAAAUAAUUAAGGACUGUAACUGAUUUAGUAACUUGUAUCCGAGCAUUACUCAUAAUAGUAUUCUUUACGUUAGCAUUCGCUCCUCAGUAGAUAGCGACAAACUACGGACUUUAUUAAGUAGGUCUCUCUACACGUCAUCACCCAAACAUCCAGCAGAUAUGCAAGUUAUUUCUGUUAAAGUAAGUAGACGCAAUAAACCAUAUCCUUGUAUGGUCUGUUGUGUAUCAUAGGGUUACACUCUCAACGAAUUUGAGGAUUAAUUCUUUAUAUCUAUUAACUUCAGGACCAAAUUUUUCUAAGGGUUCUAAUAGGUAUCCCAAAUUUCUUAAACUCCUCUUAAAUUCAAACAUUUAAUAGUAUUUAUAGAGGCAUCUUCUAAGAAUCUCCAACAAAUUUAGUAUGUAGCAUCAGUUAGUAUGAUUCUCAGGACACUGUAGCCGUUCUGGUGCAUAAGGUAUAGGGUUAAUAGCCUCAGAAAGAAUUAAUAUAUAUCUAGUGCUAUGGAAGUAACAUACCUCCAGCGAUCAUUAUACAACUGUUAUAGCUGCAGUACCACAGACUUCCAGCAUAAUCUAUAGUCCAUAUUACUAAAUGGAAUAAUCAAACACUAAAACACUCUCUCUGUUAUAACCUUUUACGCCUGCAGAAUCUAUUUAAACUUAUAAAAUAAUAGAGAAAUUUUAUAUAUUGUAACUGAUUUAAAAAUGGCUGCAGUUAUAAGGUUCUUAAUACAAAAGAAAGAUCGGGGUCAGACCAAGUAUGAGCAGUACCAAUGUUUAAAAAAUGAAUUAUUGAAUUUAAAUGGACUCCGAAAUAAUUUUCAAUAAGGUCUCUUUCUGUACAUAAAUUCGUCUAUGUUUUUUGUUUUUAUGACAAUUUUCUUUUUUUGAUUGUUCUUUACUGAGAUUUUCAAGGUUAAUUACUAGUUAAGAUUUCUCUCAUAUUUUUGUCUGGGUUCGAUUUCUAGGCGAUAUUUUUACAGUGCAAUAAAUUAUUCGCUCGACCUGCUAAUCUUGGUCGAGGUUUUGCU
Messenger RNA from Bactrocera dorsalis (oriental fruit fly), 3300 nucleotides. RefSeq names its product larval serum protein 1 gamma chain-like. Lineage: Eukaryota; Metazoa; Arthropoda; Insecta; Diptera; Tephritidae. The transcript has 2 exons. Bases 52 to 2223 code for a protein of 723 amino acids. The record is from RefSeq and is a predicted model, not a curated record.